UAUAGGUUAUGUUUUUAUAAACAAAGGGAAUUGACACGCUUAUUGUUUACAUCGUUUUUUCAUGUUAUGAUUUAAGUUUUAAAAGUUUUAAUUAAUUAUAUAUUUAUUUACAAUGUCUACACCUGCUAAAAUAAAAAAAUUGGACGAAGUCGUAGUUAAUAGAAUUGCUGCCGGGGAAGUAAUUCAACGACCGGCAAAUGCUUUGAAAGAAUUAAUUGAAAAUUGUUUGGACGCGAAAGCUACUAAUAUACAAAUUGUAGUAAAGGAAGGUGGUUUAAAAUUGUUACAGAUUCAGGAUAAUGGAACGGGAAUUCGAAAAGAUGAUAUGGAAAUUGUUUGUGAAAGAUUCACAACAAGUAAAUUAGAGAAAAUUGAAGAUUUACAAGCACUAACGACUUAUGGAUUUCGUGGAGAAGCUUUAGCUAGUAUUAGUCAUGUUGCUCAAUUGACUAUAACUACAAAAACAAAAGAGGAAAAAUGCGCUUACAAAUGUUCUUACUGCGAUGGCGUAUUAAAAGCUUCACCAAUUUAUUGUGCUGGAAAUCAAGGCACUACAAUUACGGUUGAGAAUUUAUUUUAUAAUGUACCAACACGUAAAAAAGCAUUGUCCAGUCCUUCAGAAGAAUUUUCAAAAAUUGUCGAAGUUGUUACAAAAUAUGCUAUACACAAUCCUUCGAUUGGCUUUAGUUUAAAGAAACAAGGAGAAACUAAUACACAAGUAAAAACGCCACAUUCCUCAACGAAAAUUAAUAAUAUACGACUUUUAUAUGGCAAUCUAGUAUCACGUGAUCUUCUCGAAAUUGAAAUAAAAGAUGAGAAACAUAAUUUUAAAUUACAUUCACUCAUGACAAAUCCAAAUUAUUCAAAUAAGAGAUUAGUAUUUCUUCUAUUUAUCAAUCAUCGAUUAGUCGAAUCUUCAAUGUUGAAAAAAAUGUUAGAAGAUCUUUAUUCAGUGCAUUUGCCGAAAAAAACACAUCCCUGGUGUUACAUGUCAUUGGAAAUUGAUCCACAUAAUAUUGACGUUAAUGUUCAUCCAACGAAACAUGAGGUACGCUUUCUUCACGAGGAUUCAAUAAUUGAAAAAAUAAAAAUUGCCUUAGAUGAAAAACUUUCUGGUGUCAGUGCAACAAGAACAUUUUACAUGAAAUCAAAAUUACCAAAUGUCGAUGUUACAAAAAACAUUUUAAAAGAAGUAUUACCCGAUUAUGAUUCUCAAAAAACUGAUAAAACAAAAAAGCCAUACGCUUAUCAAAUGAUACGAACAAAUUCAUCGGAUCAAAAAUUGGAUAAAUUUAGUUUCACCAUUAAUUCGAGCGCUAAAAAUGAGAAAGUAAUUUCUAUUGAGAAUACAGAUGAGGACAAGUCAAAAGAAUCUGAAGAGAGUGAGAAAAAAAUUGAAGAGAAAAAAACAAAAUCAAAGGAAUUUGAAAGUAAUGAAAAUAUUGAAAAUAUUGAGAAUAUUACAGAAAUUGAAACAGACAAGGAAAUGUCAAUUUUGGAAGCAACAAAUUUAGAAACGUCAAACAAUUUAGAGGAUUAUGCAAUGCAAGAGGACAAUUCAACUUGUUUUAUGCUUUCAGAUUCAGACGAAUCAAAUGCAGAGGUGUCGAAAAAUAAUAAACCAAUUGAUUUUGAACUUGAAUCAGCUGAUAGUAGUUUGAUUGCAGAUAAAGCGAUGGAAAGAAUUUAUAAACAUUGGGGAGGGGCGCCAAAAACAAAAGAAAAUAAAGAAAUUAAUAAAGAAAUAGAAAAUGAAAAAUCAAAUGACGACAUUCAAAAGGAAAAUGAAACAAACAAAAAAGAUGAAGAAACACCGGAAUUUAAAUCAUAUUCCGUAAAUAAUUUCAGAAGAGAAGUGAAAUUAAAAAGUAUUCUUCUGUUGAGAAAAAAAGUCGAAGAUAAUUAUCAUUCGGGUCUUCGGGAAAUUUUGUCAAAUUUAAUAUUCAUUGGAUGUGUUGACGAAGGAUUUUCUCUUAUUCAAAGUGGAAUUAAUUUAUACAUUAGUAAUACACAAAGUCUUGUGGAAGAAUUAUUUUACGAAAUUAUGCUCUAUGAUUUUGCAAAUUACGGUGUUAUUAAAUUCUCCGAAUCUCUGCCAAUUUAUGAUUUGGCAAUGUUGGGUCUCGAGACAAAAGAUGCUGGAUGGAGUGAAGAAGAUGGAAAAAAAGAAGAUUUAGCCAUGAGAGUACAAGAAUUACUUUUGGAAAAAGCUGAUAUGAUGAAAGAAUAUUUUUCCAUUGUUAUAGAUAAGAAUGGAAAUUUAAAAUCUCUUCCAAUAUUAUUAGAUCAAUAUUAUCCUAACGAAGCUGGAAUUCCAUUAUAUAUAUUGCGAUUAGCGACAGAAGUCGAUUGGAAUGUGGAACAAAUAUGUUUUCAAAAUAUUUGCCGUGAGACUGCAAAAUUUUAUAGUCAAAUUGACACCGAAUCAGAAAUAUACGAUUGGAAACAUAUGACAGAACAUAUUUUAUACAGCGCAAUAAAAGAAAGUUUACUUCCACCAAAACAUUUUGCACACGAUUCAACAUUACUUCAAUUAGCAUCGUUAACUGAUUUAUACAAAGUAUUUGAAAGAUGUUAAGUAUUUAUUUAUUUUACCGAAAUAUAAAAUAUAUUUUUUAUGAUGAAUUAAAAGA
Leptopilina boulardi is the source of this 2633-nucleotide messenger RNA. RefSeq names its product DNA mismatch repair protein Mlh1 (gene Mlh1). NCBI's taxonomy places the organism in Eukaryota, Metazoa, Arthropoda, Insecta, Hymenoptera, Figitidae. Gene Ontology annotation, biological process: mismatch repair. The record is from RefSeq and is a predicted model, not a curated record. Bases 113 to 2578 code for a protein of 821 amino acids. Gene Ontology annotation, molecular function: ATP hydrolysis activity; mismatched DNA binding; ATP-dependent DNA damage sensor activity. The transcript has 9 exons. Gene Ontology annotation, cellular component: MutLalpha complex.